Messenger RNA from Knipowitschia caucasica, 249 nucleotides. The record is from the annotation of a GenBank genome assembly. NCBI's taxonomy places the organism in Eukaryota, Metazoa, Chordata, Actinopteri, Gobiiformes, Gobiidae.
AUGUCCGCUGAUGAACUCAAGGAGAGCUUCAAAAAGCUCACUCUACAAGGCUCAAAGGUCAUGGAAGCCAAUGAAGAACUCCAAGCGGCUUAUAACGCAGAGGGCGCACAAGAGCUUGCAGAAGAGGAAAAGGCUGACAUAGAAAAGACGGAGCAGGAGUAUGAGCAGAAGUCAAAUGAGCCGGCCAUAGAGCGAGUGGAGAAUACAGACCACAGUCGUCCAAUAACACUGUCCCAGCUGCCACAAUAA